Sungouiella intermedia is the source of this 2886-nucleotide messenger RNA. The record is from the annotation of a GenBank genome assembly. NCBI's taxonomy places the organism in Eukaryota, Fungi, Ascomycota, Pichiomycetes, Serinales, Metschnikowiaceae.
AUGCCCUUUCUGUCAUUUACGUCUUUCCUAGACAAUGUAAGUGAGCCUGAAAACUUCAAUAAGUCAUCAGCGCCGCUAGACCUACUAGUUUCUGAUUUAUUUCUCAAGCUAGAGGCCACCAAUGCAGAGAAUAAAGCACCGUUUAACAGUGUUAGAGCCAAGAAGGAACAUAUUAUUCAACAAUUUGUUGAAACGUGGCGAACCCAUUUUGGAGACAAUAUUUACCCGGCAGUUCGGCUCAUAUUUCCCAAUAGAGAUGGCAGAAAGUACCAUAUCAAGGAUGUGGCGCUCACCAGACUUGUGACCAAGCUAUUGAAUCUUCAGGCUGGGCUGAAUGACUACAUGAUCAUUAAGAACUGGAAGAAAUCGUACCAUCAGAAGGCACAGUUGGCUGGUAGUAGUGAAAGAAAACAAUUGAGUGACUUGCCGUUGAUUAUAGCCCGGAUCAUUCUGCGAAGACGAGACCAGAGUCUGUUGGUAAAAAGCUCUGUGACCGUCAAAGAUGUCAACGACACGCUCGACAAAUUGACGACGCUCUCCCAUGCCAAAGACCAAGUAGACCUACUAUCACCAUUUUUGGACAGGCUCACCAUUCCUGAGGUUCGUUGUUUUUUCCAGAUGAUCCUUAAGGAGUCCAUGCUUUCCUUUUUCGAGAGAAGCUUUUUUGUAGCAUGGCAUCCUGAUGCCUACAACUUGUUCAAGGUAUGCGAUGACCUCCGCAAGAUAUUCUGGCUUUUGUGCGACCCCACAAAAAGAUUGGGACCCAACCAGCUAUGUGUUCAGCCCAUGUAUCGGUUCAUUCCGCAAUCUUCUAAGAAGUUGGAGAUUUCAUAUGCUGAAUUGUGCAAGAGAAUGACUGUCCCGAUGGCAAAAGGCAAUAAGGACGAUAAAUUAGUGCAGAUGUACGAAGGACAACAGCUACAAGGCAAGUACCUUAUUGAGGAGAAGAUCGACGGAGAUCGAAUGCUUAUGCACAUGGUCGAUGGGAACUUCAUGUGGCAUACGAGACGAAGACGGGACUACACACUUGUGUAUGGUGAAAACAUCCAUUUAGGUUCGUUAACGAAGCACUUGAAGAACGUAUUCCAUGAGAAUGUACGGAGUAUCAUCUUGGAUGGAGAAAUGGUUGCAUGGAGCAAAGACAGAGAGCUCAUACUUCCGUUUGGAACUCUACGAUCUGCGGCAAUCCAAGAAGCCCUCAAGCAAUUUGAGGUAGUGGAUGUCUACGAGGGUAACAAUAGCUGGCCCCUUUUCAUUGUAUUUGACAUCUUACACUUGAAUGGCCAGGAUCUCAGCAACCUUCCACUUUUCUACCGCAAGCAUCUUUUAACCAAAGUAAUUAACGAGGUUCCCCAUCGGUUCGAAUGUCUCCAAUGGGUAAAAGCCACUAAUCCCGAAGACCUUAAGGCCAACAUGCAACGCAUUGUCAGUGAGAGUAAUGAGGGUAUCAUGGUUAAGUCGCUUCUACUGAAAUAUCGAGUAUACUCACGAGACUCUACGUGGAUAAAGGUUAAGCCGGAGUACUUAGAGAAUUUUGGCGAAAAUCUCGAUCUUGUGGUGAUUGGGAAGAUUGGCAGAAUUAAAACAUCGUAUAUAUGUGGGCUCAAGGAUGUCGACGAAGACGGAUGCUACAAGCUGUUCUGUCGAGUUGCUAAUGGGUUUCUGACGGCCAUCUAUAGGCAGAUCGAGUCUAAGCUUUGCAAUUUUUGGGUCGACUUUUCUCUCCGCAAGCCAGGGCCCCACCUUCUCCGCUUUGGCACAGUCAAACCGGACUUUUGGAUCGAUCCGGCCAACCUGAUCGUGCUUGAGAUCAAAGCCCGGUCGAUCGAAGCAACGGCCGAAACGCCGUAUGCGGCUGGUUCUACCCUCCACAACCUCUGGUGUAGAGCUGUAAGAGAAGACAAAAGCUAUGAUGAAUGCGUCACAUUACAGGAAUACCGGGACAUCAAAUCCCGGUACUCAGUGGACAUAUACAAGAGACAAGAUGUUAAUAUCAGCCGGAAAAGGCAAGUGGAAAACUCCAUCUAUGUGAAGUACGAUAAACUGGUCAAGCGGGCGUGUGUAUCGGAGUCGACUUUAUUUAGCAAUCUCCACUUUGUGGUGGCCACUGAUUACAGACACCCCGAGAGUGGAGUAUGGUAUCUGAAUGAGGAAAUGGUAGCGAUAAUUACCAGAAAUGGGGGAACUGUGCAUUUCCACCCAAAACUGGCGGUGUUCCUGAAUCCUACCCUUGUAUUGGGACUGGCACUUACCCCUAGGUUGCGAAGAUGGGUUUCUGAGGGGUUUGAUGUUAUCUCACCUAGAUGGGUGAUGAUGAGCAUUGAGCACGGGAAACUCGAAAGAUUAGAACCUCAGUUCGUGGUGGCCAGCCGCGACAACACAUUACAGAAAUUACUUGCACAUCGUGUGGAUGAGUUUGGAGAUAGCUAUACGACAAGUUGUGGACACAACCAAUUUGCUGGGUACUUGAUGAGACUCAACAUACCAUCAGGUUUGCAAGACACUAGCCACAAGUUAUGUGCCGCACAAUUUUUGAGUGAGGAGAAGCUACUCCGCAGCGAAUUAUUCCACAAUUUGAGUUUCUAUGUGGUCAAUGCAGGAGGUGCAUGCAGGGCCCGUAACGCGCAGCUCGUUCGGAAAAUUGAAAGGUAUGGGGGAUCCGUAGUGGAUGAUGUUGUACACAGUACUUAUAUCAUAGUUCCUAACAUCUCUAAAGGUGUUGCUCCGGAGGAGGUUAUGGACGAAGUCAAGAGAGCGAACGCAAAAUUGGGGGCGAACUACGAAGAGGGGACUAAGACGGCAAAGACUGUUUGGGAUGGAUUCGUAGAUGUCACGGUUGCAAUGGGGGAGUUAGCUGAUAGUGACACCUUCAAAGUUCGCUGGUGA